GCGGUGGAGAGUGGAUGCUGAUGGGGGACGAAAAGGAGACCUGGAAAGUAAAAACUCUUGACGAAAUCCUACUAGAGAAAAAGCGUAGAAGAGAAUUAGAAGAAAAAACAGAUCUUAAGCGUCAAAAAAAUUUUACACAAGGCCUUGUUCCACAGGCGGAUGAUCGGGAAGCCAAACGAGACACUCCGGAGGAAGGAGAACUACGGGAUCAAAGGAUGGAAAUAACAAUUCGUAAUUCCCCGUACGCACGGGAAGAUUCAACAGAGGACAGAGGAGAGGAAGAUGAAUCACUAGCAAUCAAGCCUCCACAGCAAAUUGCAAGGAAGGACAAAUCUCACCACAGAAAGGAAGAGAAGAGAAAAGAUAAAAGACGUCAUCGCAGUCACUCUGCUGAAGGAGCAGGGAAACAUGUACGACCCAAAGAGAAAGAAAAAGAGCGAGAGAGCGAACGCAGGAAGCGUCAGUGGGAAGAAGACAAAGCACGGCGAGACUGGGAGAGGCAGAAACGAAGGGAACAAGCCAGAGCUCAUUCACGCAGAGAAAGAUUGACCUUUCGGUUAUCUGAACAGACCUCGAGUGGACUUUCCUGGGUUUUUUUGGACCACAGGGACCGGCUGGAGCAGCUGGAGCGCCAGCGCGAACGGGACAGAAAGCUGCGCGAACAGCAGAAAGAACAACGCGAACUCAAAGAUCGGGAAAGAAGGGCUGAAGAGCGACGCAAAGAAAGAGGGGCACGACGAGAAGUUCCAUCUCAUCACCGGAUGCUACCUGACGAGUAUGAUGACAAGCCAAAACAAAGUCACCGCAGUCGUAGUCCCAGCCGUGUUCCCCGGGACAGGUCUGAGCACAGUGAACCACGGAAAAAUGCAACAUCGAAGGAGGAAAAGCCAGAGAGCAAAGACUUGCUCGCCGACCUCCAGGACAUAAGUGACAGUGAAAGGAAGACCAGCACAGCAGAAUCCUCCAUGGCAUCAGGAUCUGGCUCAGAGGAAGAGGAGGAUGAGGAUGAUGAUGAAGAGGAGUCCAGUAGCCAGAGUGAGGGGGAAGAAGAAGAAGAGGAGGAGGAGUCGGUUUCAGGCUCAGGAAGGUCUGAGCAGAGUGCAGAGGAUGUGAGUGAUGAUGAGCAGUCAGAGGAAGACUUUGAAGAGGAGAGGGAAAAUGGAAAUCAUAUACCUGCAGUGCCAGAGUCCCGUUUUGACCACGACUCUGAGGAGAGUGGUGAGGACAUGGAGGAGGAGGAGGAGGAAGAGGAGGAGGAGGAGGAUGAAGAAACUGGAGAGGGUGACCCCACCCCUCAAUCUCAAACUCAUUCUCGUUCCCCCACUCCUGAAGAGAACUACAUCCCAGACUCGCCUCCAAUUUCACCUGUGGAGCUGAAGAAAGAGCUGCCCAAAUAUCUGCCUGCUUUACAGGGUUGCCGAAGUGUUGAAGAAUUUCAGUGUCUCAACCGAAUAGAGGAGGGAACCUAUGGAGUGGUGUACAGAGCCAAGGACAAAAAGACCGAUGAGAUUGUUGCCCUGAAAAGGCUGAAGAUGGAGAAGGAGAAGGAGGGCUUUCCCAUCACAUCUUUAAGAGAGAUCAAUACUAUUUUGAAAGCUCAACAUCCAAACAUUGUCACAGUUAGGGAAAUCGUUGUUGGAAGCAAUAUGGACAAGAUCUACAUUGUGAUGAACUAUGUCGAACAUGACCUGAAGAGUCUGAUGGAAACAAUGAAGCAGCCCUUCCUGCCAGGAGAAGUAAAGACUCUCAUGAUUCAGCUGCUUCGAGGAGUCCGACAUCUCCACGAUAACUGGAUUCUUCAUCGUGACCUGAAGACAUCCAAUCUGCUGCUGAGCCACAAGGGUAUCCUCAAGAUUGGUGACUUUGGUUUGGCCCGUGAAUACGGUUCUCCCCUGAAGCCCUACACCCCUGUAGUAGUGACCCUGUGGUACAGAUCACCAGAGCUGCUGCUUGGAGCCAAGGAGUACUCGACAGCUGUGGACAUGUGGUCAGUGGGCUGCAUAUUUGGCGAACUUCUUACCCAGAAACCUCUUUUCCCUGGAAAAUCUGAAAUUGACCAAAUUAACAAGAUUUUCAAGGAUCUGGGGUCACCCAGUGAAAAGAUCUGGCCCGGCUACAGUGAGCUACCCGCUGUGAAGAAGAUGACUUUCACAGAGUAUCCCUACAACAAUCUGCGAAAGCGCUUUGGAGCUCUUCUGUCAGACCAAGGCUUUGACCUCAUGAACAAGUUUCUCACCUACUGCCCCAGUAAGAGGAUCUUAUCAGACGAGGCUCUCAAACACGAGUACUUCAGAGAGACGCCGCUCCCCAUCGACCCCUCCAUGUUCCCCACCUGGCCGGCCAAGAGCGAGCAGCAGAGGGUGAAGAGAGGCACCAGUCCUCGUCCACCCGAGGGAGGCCUGGGCUACAGUCACCUGGGAGAUGACGACCUGAAAGACACCGGCUUCCACCUGACAACCAGCAACCAGGGAGCAUCUGCAGUCGGCCCAGGAUUCAGCCUGAAAUUCUGAGCCUCAAACCGUAGGACAUCUGGCUGUCUAACAGAGAAAGAUGGAGCAGAGUUCUGGGACUUGUUUGGAGCCGGACUGUGUCACUGGUUUACAACUAUAGGCCAGAUCAGUAUCUGAUCAGUUACAACUGUUACCAAAUAGUCAGGACUGUCUAACAGCAAGACUAAUGGCUUAAACAUGUUGAAUUUCAGGUAUUUCUCAGCAAUUUCACUAUUUCAAAUGUGACCAUUUUAGCUCCAGAAGAGGACACACAACAAUACAUCUACUAGAAGUUUAGCUUUUUAUUUUACUUUUGUUUGAUUUUCCCUUUCAUAUUUUACCAGAGAGGACCAGAAGAUUUUUUAUAAAUGGUUGGUAUUUCCUGGCUGCCUGAGCUACUGUAUAAUGAUGCAGCAUAAUGUUAGAAACUAACUAGGGAAUGUCAAGUCACUUGAUGACAGGGAGGCAGUGUUUUUCCUAGAAAUAAAGUUUGAAACUUUG
Molecule: messenger RNA, 2990 nt
Organism: Acanthochromis polyacanthus (spiny chromis)
Lineage: Eukaryota; Metazoa; Chordata; Actinopteri; Pomacentridae
Gene: cdk11b
Product: cyclin-dependent kinase 11B
Exons: 19
Coding region: 15-2510 (831 amino acids)
Biological process (GO): protein phosphorylation; regulation of mitotic cell cycle
Cellular component (GO): nucleus
Molecular function (GO): cyclin-dependent protein serine/threonine kinase activity; ATP binding
Source: RefSeq, a predicted model, not a curated record